Messenger RNA from Myxocyprinus asiaticus (Chinese sucker), 885 nucleotides. It is a transcript of the gene ccndbp1, whose product is annotated as cyclin D-type binding-protein 1. NCBI's taxonomy places the organism in Eukaryota, Metazoa, Chordata, Actinopteri, Cypriniformes, Catostomidae. The record is from RefSeq and is a predicted model, not a curated record. Gene Ontology annotation, cellular component: nucleus. The transcript has 10 exons. Gene Ontology annotation, biological process: regulation of cell cycle.
AUGAGCUUCAAAGCUGAGCGUUAUCACUCCAGAGCAGAGCAUGAUGGCAACAUCUUAAGAAGCAACAAAACUCAGAUCUUCUCAAAGCCUCCAGUGCCAUCUGAGGAGGAUUGUGCAAAAAUAGCAGAAUCUGUUCAGAAGUGUGUGCUGACGCUGUCUACAGUUUACUUUUGGGUACCAAAGAGUCAAGGAAUUACACUACAGAAGGCCGUUCGAGACGCCACCGCUGAGGUGUUGGAAGGACUAGUUCAGCUGUUGGACAUUAUUCACUCUUCUCCUUUACAGAGUUUAUCACAGGAGCAGCUAACAUCCACUGGAGGGGUUUGAGCGGCAUGUGACCACUUUGAUCAGCUUUCGAAAGAUAACCGCAGUGCUGUAUUACGAGUCGUGACAUCAUAUGUCGGUUUGGUGAAAGAUGCACUGGAAGAAAUGGAGCAGGCUCUGGCUGAGGCUCAGGACCAGUUUGGAGACAUCUUAGAUGAUGACGAUGAUGAUGAAAUGGUUUCCUGUGGUAACCAGGACAUGUACUAGUCGCAGUCGGACCGUCAGCUCAUCUCUCAGCGUGAGGGUCUGAUGACAGCAACCGCCGUGUGUUUGCGCAAACUCUCAUCAGCAAUCAUAAACAAAGGGAAAGAGGAAACGGAAGAGAAUAUCACACAGUUAGACGACCUGGCAGAUGCAGCGAAAGAAAUCAGCCCAAGUGUUGAUGAUCUCACUCUCAGUCUGUACCCACCUGUAGAUCACUCUGUAGUGGAACUAGUAGUGUGUAAACUGUCAUGUGCGUUGAAGAAAGUGCCGGAGAUCAUGAGGUGGUGUUGUGUGUGGAGGCUGAUGUGUCAUGGGUGGAGUGAAGUGCAUCACAACCUGGAGAAGAUCAAAUCAUAG